GUCAGUGCAGAGCGUCGAAUGUUUACGUGGAGAUGGGGGAGAGCGGUGGCCGCUAACAGUGCGCUGUUUCUGUGUGUGCAGGAGGAGGCGGAAUGGACGAGGAGGACCAGGAGAGGAAGAGGAAGCUGGAGGCCGGCAAAGCCAGGCUUGCCCAGUUCAGACAACGCAAGGGGCAGACGGACAGCCAGGCUUCCACCAAGAAGACCAAGAAGAAGAAGAAGACCGCCUCUGGCUCCAAACAUCGGGAGCAGCCUGAAGAAACUCCAGAAGCUGGCUUAUCGCAGAGCAAUGAGGCCCCAUCACAGAUGGCUCCAAGCGGAGCCAGUACCACCGCCGAGUUCACCAUCAUGAGAACGCUGCCUCAUGGCGAGGUGAUCAAACACGAUGAGACCUACACCAUUGAGCCUGAAAGCGAGGUGUCCACCACGGCCGAUGAUUAUAGCUCUGAGGUAGUUGGUGACGCUUUGCAGCUGAUGGCAAACAGCACAGCCCACACACCAUGGGAGGAAGAGUUCGAGGUGCGGGAAACGUUCUGCAACCGAGGCACCCAAAGCUCCCUUUCGCGGCUCGAGGUGAUGGAGGAUGAACUGGUCGGGAAGCAGCAGGAAAUCGAAGAGUUGAAUAGAGAAUUGGAAGAGAUGAGGGCUGCCUACGGAACAGAGGGAUUGCAACAGCUCCAGGAGUUUGAGACGGCCAUUAAACAGAGAGACGGCAUCAUCACCCAGCUGACUACCAACCUCCAGCAAGCCAGGAAGGAGAAAGAUGACAUCAUGAGGGAGUUUCUGGAACUGACAGAGCAAAGCCAGAAGCUGAAGAUUCAGUUUCAGCAUCUGCAGGCCGGCGAGACUCUGAGGAACACAAGUCACUCAAGCACAGCCGUCGAUCUCCUCCACUCUAAACAGCAAAUCAUCACUUACCAGCAGCAGCUAGAGGAGCGUGACCACCGACUGCUGCUGUGCCAGAAGGAGAUGGAGGACUUCCGUGCCCAGGUCACAUCAAUGCAAGAUCAGGUUCAUGAUGUUCAGCAGGCGCAGAGAAAAGAACUUGAAUUAUGUUACGAACAAAAGCUGAACGAGAAGGACUUGCUGCUUGAUAGUCUGAAAUCAACCUUACACAAUGGAGAAAUCAAGAGCCUGGAAAUGAAGGAAAGGAUCACCGAGGCCGCGAAAUCCAUCGAUGAACUGAGAGCACAAUUAACCCAGAAGAGCCAGGAAAUCGGCAGCCUUUCCGAAGAGCUGAGCAGCUCCAGACAAAAGGAGAGGAGAUCCUCUGACGAAAUCAAGCAGUUAAUGGGCACUGUGGAGGACCUUCAGAAAAAGCAUCACAGAGACAAUCAGUCAGAGGCAGGCCUUCUGCAGCGAAUGGAAUUAGAGACACAAAGGAAACUGGAGCAGCUUCAGGCUGAGCUAGACGAGGUUCACGGGCAGGAGAUUGUACAGAUGAAGCAGGAAUUGGUCAAGCAACACACACUGGAGAUCGAGAGGCUGCUUGCGCAGCACAGGCAAGAAGUGGGCAGUGUAACGAGCCAGGCAGCCAUCAGCACCUCCAAGCAACAGAUCAAUGAGCUGAACGUGAUCAUUAGUGAAUUAAACGGUAGAUUGCAGCAAUCCGAUGAGCAGAGGGAUAAAAUGAAGGAGGAUUUCUCUCAGAGGCUGCAGGCCGUUUCAAAGGAAAAAUCGCAGCUACAGCAGCAAAUCGAGGAUCUCCUGCAGGAUCUCCGCUAUGCCAGGGAGCAGGUGCACAAAGCCAGGCAGAGCCUCACCGAAAAGGAAAACAAACUGAACGAGGCCAGCAGUUUGUUCGUCACCAUCGACAGUCUCAAAGCCGAACUGGCCGCAGCCAACGAAUUUACCAAAGAAUUAAAAUCCAAACACGAGGCCGAGGUGACCAAUUACAAGAUCAAACUGGAGAUGCUGGAAAGGGAAAAGGACGCUGUGUUGGGCAGGAUGGCGGAAUCUCAGGAAGCCGAAUUGGAGAAACUUAGAACCUAUUUCUUGUUCAGCCAGGAAGAGGAGCUCACGAAGCUCAAGGAGGACUUAACCCAGGAGCACAGAACCAACAUUGAGAACCUCAAAGACAACUUAGAAGUGCAAUAUAAGCAGAAAAUAGAUCAAAUGAAGCAGGAAACGAGUCAAACUAUCACUGCCAUGCAGUCGGAGAAAGACAGCUUGAUAACCAAACAGAAUUACUUGAUGCUGGAAAUGUCAAAGUUGAAAGACUUGUUGCAGUCGGUCAACGAUCCCAAGUCGGAAAAAAUGAUGACGCGAAUUAACGAGCUUCAGAAAGAGCUGGAGUGUUUGAGGAGAGAGGAAAAGGAGAAAGGUACACUGGAGCAAGAAGUUCAGGUUCUGCAGCUAAAAAUUGUGACACUCGAGAAGGAGGUCAAAGAAAAAGAUACGCUCAAGGAAAAAGUGGCGUCUUUGGAGACAGACAAUAAGCUUCUUAAUGACCAAUACGACGCCUUGCAGAGUACCUUGAAGGAGCGCACCGUUGAACACUGUGAAAAUCUGACAGACUCUGUAAGUUCUGAUCAUCUUGACCUAAAAAAUAUGGUUGAACUGCUGACUUCAGAAAAUGCGCAACUCAGGAACUUGGAACAUCAGCUGAGAGAAGAAACUGAACGUCAAAAGAACACGUUCUCCUUUGCCGAGAAAAAUUUCGAGGUCAACUACAAUGAGCUAAAAGAGGAGUAUUCUUGUCUGGUGAAGUUGAAGGAACAGAUGGAAGAGAGCAAAGCUAAGCUUGAAGAGGAGUAUAAAACAAAGUUGGAUGCUCUUACGAACGAGCUUGCAGCGCUGAAACAGGGUACAGUAACUGAGGCCCAUUUGGUUGUGUCUGGAGCUUCUAACGUGGUCAAAGCUGACAGACCAGAUGUUGGAGAAGUUGUAGAGAAAGACACGACUGAACUGAUGGAAAAGCUAGAGAUUGCCCAACGGGACAAGCAAGAACUCUCUUUGAAACUUUCUAAUCUCUCUCAAGAAUUACAGUUGAAACAGAAUGAAAUAUGUCACUUAAAAGAGCAAGUAAAAUCGCUAUGCUCAGAGAGAGACUCUACUAAAACAGAGGAAGUAGUGUUAGAAUUGGACAGUGAACCCGGCCAGAGGAAUGACAACGUCCAAGUUCAUGUAGGACACUCUACAGAGUGCAGUCUUGUUGUAUCAGACGAUGCUUCUCAUUCUCGAGAAGGUUUAAGGGAGGAAACUAUGCGUCCAACUAAAGUACAUUCUAAUUUAUCACCUCGAAUUCAGAUUUCCCAUCAGGAAUCUGCUGAUCUUUUAAUGGAAAGGGAAUCUUUGCUACAAAGAAUUGAUGAAUUGACUAGAAAACUUGAAGAGGAUUCUUCCAUUUUAGGAAGAACGCGUUUGGAAAAUGAAGAAUUACGGCACAAAUUGGACACGGUUCUCCAGGAGCAGGUGAGAGGCAAAUGCCCGCAGAGCCUGGAAUGCUGCGCGCAUCUCCAAGACAUUGGACGUAUAAACGUCCGCCUGGAAUUUCCACCUGCCCUGGGCCACCAGCUGGUUGAAGUGGGCUCCCCACCCCGAAUGGCUGGCGUCCGAUGUCACCAGGACCGGCUGAGGGGGGGAAAUCCGGUGGAAUCCACGGAGAUGUUCCCGCUUCGGCUGAUCCUUCGGCUAGCUUUGGCCGCCUGA
Molecule: messenger RNA, 3650 nt
Organism: Nanorana parkeri
Lineage: Eukaryota; Metazoa; Chordata; Amphibia; Anura; Dicroglossidae
Product: A-kinase anchor protein 9-like
Exons: 10
Coding region: 93-3650 (1185 amino acids)
Biological process (GO): positive regulation of peptidyl-serine phosphorylation; signal transduction; maintenance of centrosome location
Cellular component (GO): centrosome; Golgi stack; synaptic membrane
Molecular function (GO): potassium channel regulator activity; DNA binding; protein kinase A regulatory subunit binding
Source: RefSeq, a predicted model, not a curated record